CUUAGGGAUUGUUAGACAUGUGUAUUUAAUUUUUCGUCGAGUGACUAGAUUUUAAGAUGAGUGACGAAAAGUUACCGUUGCUGCAGAAGGCGAAGUCCAUAGAAGAAUCCAAUGAUGAACAGAGCGAGGAAAGUACGGAUUCGUUAUCAACAGCCAUCAGCUCGUUCAGGGUGCCGAUUUACGGCACGGAGACCGCGUUAAGAUAUAGCCAGGUGCCAAUUAACGAACGGAUAACAUACACGUGGCACGAAAUAAACGUUUUUACCGACCAAAGCAAACACCGCGGCAAGAAAAAGUACAUUUGCUGCGGACCCACCACCCAAGAACCUGUACCCAGAAAACAGAUAUUAACAAAUGUGAGUGGAGUGGCUCAUCCUGGCGAAUUAUUGGCAAUCCUCGGGUCGAGUGGUUCCGGAAAGACGACAUUGCUGAACGCAUUAAAUUUUAGAUCGAGCAGCAGCGUCGCCGUUCAGGGGACGCGCUGCGUCAACGACGUCCCCGUGGCGUCGACCUCAUUGACCAGCCGUUCCGCCUACGUGCAACAGGACGACCUCUUUAUCGGCACCUUGACUGUCAAGGAGCAUCUUGUUUUUCAGGCAUUGUUAAGAAUGGACAAACAUAUCUCCUAUGAGCGGAGAAUGCAUAGAGUCGAUGAAGUCAUAUCAGAGUUAGCACUGACAAAAUGCCGCAACACCCGGAUAGGCACCCCAGGAAGAGUGAAAGGCAUUUCAGGAGGCGAACAAAAACGUCUCUCAUUCGCAUCGGAGGUACUCACAAAUCCAGCCCUGAUGUUCUGCGACGAGCCCACGUCAGGGCUGGACUCGUUCAUGGCACUGAACGUGGUGCAAGUGUUGAAAAGCAUGGCGCAGUCGGGAAAAACCGUCAUAUGCACAAUACAUCAGCCUUCCUCCGAAUUAUACGCAAUGUUUGAUAAGUUACUGCUCAUGGCUGAAGGAAGAGUUGCAUUUUUGGGGACUCCUGAACAGGCUGAUUUUUUUUUUGCAGAACUUGAGGCUCCCUGUCCAAACAACUAUAAUCCUGCAGAUUAUUUUAUACAAUUACUGGCAAUAGUGCCUGGUCAGGAAAGUUCCUGUAGACAAGCUAUAGACAAAAUUUGUACCAGUUUUCAAGAAUCAGACAUAGGUGUGCAGAUUGAGCUGAAUACAGCACCUCCAAGCAAAUCUACUUAUGGUGACGUAUGGUUUAAUGGUGAAAGCCACAGUCCUUAUAAGGCCUCAUGGUGUUCACAAUUUAGAGCUGUAUUAUGGAGAUCUUGGUUGAAUGUUAUAAACGAACCACUUUUAGUCAAAGUUAGAGUAUUACAGACAAUUAUGGUAUCUUUAAUUAUAGGACUAAUAUAUUUCGGCCAAAUUUUAAACCAGGACGGUGUAAUGAAUAUAAAUGGAGUACUGUUUAUAUUUUUGACUAACAUGACAUUUCAAAACGUGUUUGCUGUUAUAAAUGUGUUUUGUUCAGAACUGCCAAUUUUUCUUCGAGAAAAUCGAAAUGGCAUGUAUAGAACAGACGUAUACUUUCUUAGCAAAACUUUGGCAGAGACUCCUAUUUUUGUGUUUAUGCCGAUGAUUUUUACUUCUAUUUGUUACUAUAUGAUUGGCUUGAACGGAGAAAUAUCCAGAUUUUUUUUGGCUUGUGCCAUUGUUACUUUAGUUGCAAAUGUGUCCACCAGCUUUGGUUAUUUGAUAUCGUGCGCAGCCAGCAGCGUUUCGAUGGCUCUUUCAAUAGGGCCACCCUUGAUCAUCCCCUUUUUACUUUUUGGGGGCUUCUUCCUGAAUAUCAAUUCCAUUCCUGUUUAUUUCACAUGGAUUUCUUAUCUGUCUUGGUUUAAAUAUGGCAACGAAGCGCUUCUUAUCAAUCAGUGGCGUAACGUCACUGAUAUUGACUGUCCAAUUGGAAACUCGACAUGCCCCAGGGAUGGUCACGUAAUUUUGGAAAUUUAUAAUUUUCAAGAGGAUCAUUUUAUUAUGAACAUAGUAAACUUGGUUCUACUUAUUUUGGGAUUUAGACUUUUUGCAUAUUUUGCAUUAUUAUGGAAAUCCUAUCAUUAUGAAAAAUAAAUUAUAUGGUAAUAUUAUUUUAUGUUAAAAUGUAAAUAAAUACUUAUUAUUUUAAUAUUAACUUGAUAUCAA
This is a messenger RNA of Brassicogethes aeneus, 2147 nucleotides long. NCBI's taxonomy places the organism in Eukaryota, Metazoa, Arthropoda, Insecta, Coleoptera, Nitidulidae. The record is from the annotation of a GenBank genome assembly.